This is a messenger RNA of Cloeon dipterum, 6338 nucleotides long. RefSeq names its product gamma-aminobutyric acid type B receptor subunit 2 (gene GABA-B-R2). Gene Ontology annotation, cellular component: membrane; G protein-coupled receptor heterodimeric complex. Gene Ontology annotation, biological process: G protein-coupled receptor signaling pathway; gamma-aminobutyric acid signaling pathway. Lineage: Eukaryota; Metazoa; Arthropoda; Insecta; Ephemeroptera; Baetidae. Gene Ontology annotation, molecular function: G protein-coupled GABA receptor activity. The transcript is spliced from 19 exons. Bases 158 to 3784 code for a protein of 1208 amino acids. The record is from RefSeq and is a predicted model, not a curated record.
GACCAACACCACCACCCCUAGGCGAGCAACCAACCAACCAGACGAGGACGACUGCACUUCUCAGCCGGCGGAAAGACGAGAGCAAAACAGACUCGGCGUGAUGGUCUGCAGCGGUGGUGGCGGGAGGCCGCCCCCGGGGGCGCGCAGCUGAUCUAGAAUGCUGCUGGGGCUGCUAGUGUUACUUCUGGCGGCGGGCGGAGGGGCGUCGGGGGCCGGGGCGGCCGCCUCCGCGCUCGCCGGCCGCACGCGCAUAAACUCGGGCAGCCUGACGCCGUCGGUCGGGGCCCCGCGGGCCCACGCGCCGCCCCGCCGCCGCGACGUCUACAUCGCCGGCUUCUUCCCGUUCGGCAAGCACGUGGCCGAAUCGCGGCUCGGCCGCGGCGUCAUGCCGGCGGUCAAGCUGGCCGUCGACCACAUCAACGACAACCCCGACGUGCUGCACAACUACCGCCUCCACAUCUAUUGGAACGACACUGAGUGCAAUGCCGCUGUGGGGGUGAAGGCCUUCUUCGACAUGAUGCACGACGAGCCGCACAAGCUAAUGCUCUUCGGUGCGGCCUGCACCCAGGUCACCGACCCCAUCGCGAAGGCCUCCAAGCACUGGCGCAUAACCCAGCUCUCGUACGCCGACACGCACCCAAUGUUCACGCCGGACAACUUUCCCAACUUCUUCCGAAUCGUGCCGAGCGAGAAUGCGUUCAACGCGCCCCGUCUGCGGCUGCUGGAGGCCUUCAACUGGACCAGGGUCGGCACCAUCUACCAAAACGAGCCGCGCUACUCCUUGGCCCACAACAAGCUUGUCGCAGACCUGGACGACCUGAAGGCUGAGGUGGUGGAGACGCAGAGCUUCGCGAAUGACCCUUCGGAGGCGGUGGCCAAACUGCGCGCCAAGGAUGUGCGGAUCGUGCUGGGCAACUUCAACGAGACCUGGGCGCGGAGCGUGCUGUGCGAGGCGCUCAAGCAGGGCAUGAUUGGCAGGAAACACCAGUGGCUCCUCAUGGGCACUUACAGCGAGCGUUGGUGGGAGGACGAGCCUCGGCUGGACAUUUUCGAGGACGUGACCCCUCGACCUGGCGAGUGCAACUCUGACCAGCUGCGGGAGGCCCUGGAAGGCGUAAUCCUGACCGACCUGCUGCCCCUGAGCACCAGCGGCGACGUCACAGUUGCGGGCAUUACCGCAGAUGAGUAUAAGGCUGAAUAUGAUUUACGGCGGGGCAGAGAGUACUCGCGAUUCCACGGCUACACCUACGACGGCAUCUGGACGGUGGCCCUGGCCAUCCAACACGUGGCCAGGGCCAUCCACCGUUUCCGCCCCAACCAAACCGUGUCCGACUUCCACUACCGGGACGUCCUCUGGGAAAACCUGUUCCUCGAGGCGCUCCGAAACACCAGCUUUGAAGGAGUCACAGGCCCUGUGAGAUUUUACAACAAUGAGAGGAAGGCCAACUUUCUACUGAAACAGUUUCAAGAUGGCGAAGAAGUAAAGAUUGGCGAGUUCAACGGAGUGACCGAGCAGCUGGACCUGAGUCUCGGUGAGCCGAUCAAGUGGCACGGCCGCGGACCGCCGAAAGACCGCACCAUCACCCUAAUCGAGCACACGCGUAUCGACCUGAAGCUAUACGCGCUGCUCGCCACCAUCUGCACCCUCGGCAUCAUAAUGGCAAUCAUCUUCCUCGUCAUCAACAUCACCUACCGCAACCAGAGGUACAUAAAAAUGUCCAGUCCGUACCUGAACAACAUGAUCAUCGUGGGCUGCAUGCUGACCUACCUGAGCGUCAUCUUCUUGGGCCUGGACAGCCAGCUGACGUCGGUCUCCAGCUUCCCGUACAUCUGCACGGCGCGGGCGUGGCUGCUGAUGUCUGGCUUUUCGCUGGCGUUCGGCUCCAUGUUCUCGAAAACGUGGCGCGUGCACUCCAUCUUCACUGACUUAAAACUCAACAAAAAGGUGAUAAAAGACUACCAGCUGUUCAUGGUGGUGGGCAUUCUGCUGAUGAUCGACGUGGCAAUCAUGACCACCUGGCAGGUCACGGACCCUUUCUACAGGGAGACAAAGCAGAUGGAGUCCUACCCUCACGCAACCAGUCCCGACACAGUGAUUAUUCCAGAAAACGAAUACUGCCAAAGUAACAAGAUGACCUACUUCAUCGGCGGCAUCUACGCGUACAAGGGACUCCUUUUGAUCUUCGGUGCUUUUCUCGCGUGGGAAACGCGACACGUGAGCAUUCCUGCGCUCAACGACAGCAAGUACGUGGGCAUGUCCGUGUACAACGUGGUGAUCAUGUGCGUGAUGGGGGCCGCGAUCUCGUUCGUGCUGAGCGACCAGAAGGACGCCUCCUUCAUCAUCAUCUCUGUCUUCAUCAUCUUCUGCACCACCGGCACCCUGUGCCUUGUGUUCGUGCCAAAGUUAAUUGAACUGAGGCGAAACCCUCAGGGGUCGAUGGACAAGAGGCUGAGGGCCACCUUGAAGCCCAUGACAAAGAACGCCAGGAGGGACUCAACAACGUCCGAAAUGGAGGAGAAACUCAGGGAUGCCAAGGGACUGAAUCAGCGUUUCAGAAAAACACUCAGGGAAAGAGACACUGAACUUCAGGCCCUAAUUCAGAGGUUGGGCUCUGACGCGGAGGACCUGCCAGGCGAUCCGCCUUCUAGACUGACUGUGCCCAAAGAUACUGCUCCCAGGAGAGAGGCGCCCUCUGGCACUGAAACUACUGACAUCAGCUCAUUAUGUUCAUUGGCUUCCUGUCAAGAAGUUGGCAUUGACCCUGCCAACCAGUCGGACACUCCUGGACAGAGGAAAAGGACGAACUUCAACAAGCUGCCGACGAUCUCGGCGUCGAAAGAGACUGUGGCGAUGACGAUGACGACGAGCGAGCCGCCGGCGGCCGUGCUCAUGUCGUCGACGGCCUCGAUGACGAUCGAGUCGACGCCCGAGGAGCGGCACACGUCGGAGAAGAGCUGCGGCGUCGAGUCGGACGUGUCCGACGACGACCGGACGGUUCCCGAGAUGGACGAGUCGGACCAGGAGGUGCCGCUGCCCAGCAUCCGCAAGGGCGUGUCCUUCAGCGACGUCACCGGCGACGACGAGUCGCCGCCAACCGGACGUCGGCCGCCCACCCCCAAGCACACCACCCCCAAGCACAAGACGCCGCAGCCGCCCACCCCGCCACCGUCGCUGCGCCGUAGGGCCUCCUCGGGAGCACGCACCCCCACGCACCAGGGCCGCCGGCCGUCGGCGCCGGCCAUCGCGGCAAAGGAGCACGGUCACCACCACCACGGCCACCACCAUCAUCACCACCACCACCAUCACGCGCACCACCAGCCGGCGCACUACCACGACGUCUCCAGGAGUGAAGAAGUCCUGCUCGAUGAGCCGGAGAGUCCACACAGUUCGUCGCCGAUGCAGCGGUCAGUGUCGGAGAGGUCGCGCGGUGGCUCGUCGUCGUCGCUGCGGGCGGCGGCGUCGGCCCCGAACGGCGGCGUGGACGCGGUGGCCGCCGUGCCGACAUCGACCGGGGGUCGCGGACGCACCAAGUCGGCGGCCGCGUACAGCUUGGUGCAGAGCUCGCCGAACGUCAGCAUGGACGGCGCGGCGACGCUGGGCCGCGUGCCCAACAAGAAGCAGCACAUCAACAACAACAUGUCGGCGGCCGACCUGGCCGACAACCUGGCCAUCCUGCCCAUCUUCCAGAAGCUGCUGAGCGAGCGGCACCGCACCCGCGGCGGAUACUCGAUCGCCUCCUGCCCCAACAUCUCCAUCAAGUGCGACAUCGUCGAGUACCUCUAGAUAAUCAAAACACAAAAACCCUCCCUUUCGCCCCCUGAACAAAUCGAAGAAGCUGCUUUUUCCCCUCCACCUGCUGCUGCAGAGUUGCGCGGACUCCUGCUUGUUGUUGUUCGUUGUUGUCCAUGGGAGCCGCGGACUCCAGCCCUGAAUGAGGACGCGACGGGUUGCACUCUGUGCUGGAUUGGAUAGGAUUUUGCGGUCAAUUCCGAUCUCUCGAUGGCUGAUAUUUUAAUUAAUUUUAUUUUCUCAUUGAGUGAUUUGAGACAAAAAAAAUAUGUUAAAACGAGAUACUUACAGUUUGUUCUGACUGACAAAAUUUCUCAAUUUUAUCAUUUUUUUUUACAUUGAAGGGGAUUUUCAAUUGACAAAGCUCUAGCAAGUGGUGAAUUUAAUUUUUCAACAAAAGUAAUUUUCAGAUAUUUGCUUAAUUUUGAAUCAAAACUCUGCAGUAACUCUUAAACAAAAUUUUCUGCUUGUUCUAUCGUGCAAAUAAAUUUUAAAAAAAUAUUUUGAACGUGAAAGCUUCAAUUUAUGGAGCUGCUAAUCACAUAAGGAUUUUGGGGAAUAGAGACUUGUGCAGAAAUUAUUUUAAAGUAAAUUAGUUACAUGCGUAAAAUCCUUCAAAGUUCAAAGCCACUAGCUUAUUGGGCCUCCGUUUAUAUUUACAAUAUUAUUGGGGAGUUUUGAGUUCUGUUUCUAGCCACGAAAAGAUCUCAUUUAACUGUGCUGAUACAAAAUUCAUUUCAUCCUUCCGCGGGAAAAAUGCCAAGAAAAAUUUAUCAAACAAAACAAAUUAUUUUAUUACGUAAUGCAGGUCAAAAAGGUUUUACUUUUACAGCAAAUUAAUUGGACAUUACUUCGUUUAAUACUAACACAAGCAGUUUUAAAUUAAAAAUAUGGGUUGGAAGUGCCCCAAAAUUAAUAGUAAUAGGCGAUAAGCACCAUUUGUUAGUGGCUUUGGUACAAGACAAUUUUUUUAUUUGUUUCGUCACUAUCGUAAUUUACUAAAAUUGCAUUUCCAUUAUUUUAAAAAUCGGUUCUUUCGUUUACUAAUUAUUAAGAGAACCAUUUUUAAUUUACUGUCAGCAAAAGUGAUCUCGAGUUAUGAUUUUUCUUGCAUAAAACAGUAAAGAUUUUUAUUAGAUCAGCCACAGAAAUGUUCAAGAAGCAUCAAAUUGUAAUGUGAUUUGCGUGAAAAGAAAGACUACUAAUCAAGUUUGCCGAAUACCCGCAAAAUUCCCGGUCCCCUCCCCCGUGCUUGUCGACCGCAGUGUCCGAUUCGACAAGAUAAAAACGUGAUUUAACUAAGUGACAGCGUGCUGGAAUUAGUGCAAAAUGGUGUAUAUUAGCGGUUAAUAUGGUGUUCACACAGCGUUAAAAAGACUUUUUGGAUAUGUAUUAUUGAUGUUGCGUUAAUUGUUCAAGAAAAAUUCAGGUGUUUUUCUCUCUUGGUUGAUCAGCUCAAUAAUUGCGCGCGGCGGCGGCGAAGCAUCCGUUUUUGCUCAAGUGGACACAAAAAAAAAGAAACGUUUAUCACCGACGUCUCAAUCAAAACGGUGAACGUGUUUCUUUUCUCACUAAAAUUGACUCUACCGUGGAGAAGUUUCUUAAAAGGAGAGUGCUCUGUCUGUGCGGUUUACCAUUACAGGACAUCAAAUAAGAGAUUCAAGUGUGCGCGUCUUCAAACGCCUCAUACGCUGGCCAAAGGAAAAAAAAUCGAUAUUGAGCCCAUCGAGUUUUUUGCGAAAUAAAAUGUACACGAUCAAUUUUUAACUGUAAAAUUUCGUGAUUUUUUCCAAUGCAGACAUAUCAGUGAAAACUGCAAUUCGGUUCCCGGACCGAGCUGCAUUUCGCCCCUUAUUUGAAAUAAAUACGCAUUCUUUCAGAUCAGGCUUACUAGUUCCUAUUUUUCAAAGUGACAUUUGCUUACAUUUUUGCGCACUAAACACUAGAAACGCUAUACUGUUGCAGAAGUCAAUUACAAAAGCACUCACUCACUCACUCACUCACUAGUCGUAAUUCUAAAACGCAAUUUGCGCAUAAGAACUGCCAAUUUGGCCAGUGUGUGAAGGCUCUGGCGCUUUCUUUGUAAACUCUGUGUUGUUGGGCCUAUGCCGUUAAAUUAAACUAAAAACAAAACUACUAAUUACAAUUAAAAUGGUGCGCGGGUGCGGAGAGAAGGAGAAUAAACUCGUUAAAAAAGACACACAAAACAAAACAAACACGUUGAAACUGUGAGAGGCCUAUGUUGAGAUUUUGAAAAUCGAUCAGUGUUUAGCGGAUUCUCAUAUAUAUUAUAUAAAUGUCUGUUGAUUGCGAUGAUCUCUCGAUUCGAUUCGGAGCCGUUUUUCUUUCUCCUUGAGACUCACCGUUUUUACUGUCGCGGUGAAGCAUAUAUGCGAAGGUGCGUAAACAGAAUUUGCAUGAUGUGAUCAAGAGUUGGAGAUUAAUUGUUAAUCGGCUGUUCUGUACUUAAUUGUAGACACGAAAUCUCCAGUGAGCCUGAAUGCGCGUGUGCAAAGAGACUUUUUAUUAAUAAACACAAAAUCUGCAA